Molecule: messenger RNA, 893 nt
Organism: Myxocyprinus asiaticus (Chinese sucker)
Lineage: Eukaryota; Metazoa; Chordata; Actinopteri; Cypriniformes; Catostomidae
Product: DNA-directed RNA polymerase II subunit RPB9-like
Exons: 6
Coding region: 117-497 (126 amino acids)
Biological process (GO): DNA-templated transcription; maintenance of transcriptional fidelity during transcription elongation by RNA polymerase II; transcription-coupled nucleotide-excision repair
Cellular component (GO): RNA polymerase II, core complex
Molecular function (GO): DNA-directed RNA polymerase activity; zinc ion binding; nucleic acid binding
Source: RefSeq, a predicted model, not a curated record
GAUUUACAAGUGUAACACUAACCGGAGCUCACGCAUGCGAGGAAACUGCAGUGAAGAGGAUUUGUGCUCAUUAUCAGCUGUAAACACUUCAGUACAGUUCAAAACUGCAUUUAAACAUGGAUUUGGAGGGUGGCACAUAUGAGCCCGGGUUUGUGGGCAUCAGGUUCUGUCAGGAGUGUAAUAACAUGUUGUAUCCCAAAGAGGAUAAAGAAAACCGCGUUCUGCUCUAUGCUUGCAGAAACUGUGACUAUCAACAGGAAGCCGACAACAGCUGCAUUUAUGUGAACAAAAUCACCCACGAGGUUGAUGAACUCACACAGAUUAUUGCAGAUGUGGCCCAGGAUCCGACAUUGCCUCGGACAGAGGACCAUCCAUGCCCAAAGUGUGGCCACAAAGAGGCGGUGUUCUUCCAGUCUCACAGCAUGAAAGCUGAGGAUGCCAUGAGGCUUUAUUAUGUGUGUACUGCUCCACACUGCGGCCACAGAUGGACAGAAUGAGGAAGAUGAAGCAGAUGAGAGCGAACGAGCUGCUCCAGGGUUCUGUGCCGCUAUUGUUCCAGAACAUUCCUUAAGAUUAUUUCUCAGUUUAGACAUCAAUAUCACAAAUUUAAAGUCUGGAUACUUUUGCCAGUGAUUUGCAUUUGUGCCCUGGAAGCCAGUGUUGUUGUUGUUGUUUUUUUGUUGAUCCCUCUGAAAGUGUGACCGAUGUUUAAACAACAACAACCAGUAUUGAGAGACUCAUACUUCAAUAGUAUGUUUAUAGCUGCACACUUGUAAGCAUAAUGUAUUUUUUUGAAAGUUUGUAAUAAAAAAUGACAAAAAAGUGAGUUGGGAUUUAGUUUUAAUUGUGCUAAAUUUAGUGAUGGAUUAUGAAUAAAGUGGCCCCAAAAAUAA